CACCCUUUUCCGACGCCUCGCGCCGGCAGGGCUUCAGCGUUCCGGCGUCCGGGCGGCGCGUCUCGCUUCUCUUCCCUGCUGGGGCCUCGGUGGUCGCGGGUAGCGCCACCUACUCCGGCCAGUCGGCGCAACGCUCGAGUGGCCUGGCAAGGGAGCGGGCCGUGUGCUCGUGGAGAACACGGGGACCGGAGAGAGGCGCACAGCAUGGCCGAAAACCGAGAGCCCCGCGGGACCGUCGAGGCUGAGCUGGACCCGGUGGAGUACACCUUGCGGAAGCGGCUUCCCCACCGCCUGCCCCGGAGGCCCAAUGACAUCUAUGUCAACAUGAAGACUGACUUUAAGGCGCAGCUGGCCCGCUGCCAGAAGCUGUUGGACGGAGGGGCGCGGGGUCAGAACGCAUGCAGUGAGAUCUACAUCCACGGCUUGGGCCUGGCCAUCAACCGGGCCAUCAACAUUGCCUUACAACUGCAGGCGGGCAGCUUCGGGUCCUUGAAAAAAUUUAAAAAAAAAAAAAAAAAAGAAAGGUAUACCUAG
Messenger RNA from Dama dama (fallow deer), 534 nucleotides. RefSeq names its product ribonuclease P protein subunit p20-like. The transcript has a single exon. The record is from RefSeq and is a predicted model, not a curated record. NCBI's taxonomy places the organism in Eukaryota, Metazoa, Chordata, Mammalia, Artiodactyla, Cervidae. The coding region runs from base 205 to 534 and encodes 109 amino acids. Gene Ontology annotation, cellular component: nucleus; ribonuclease MRP complex; nucleolar ribonuclease P complex. Gene Ontology annotation, biological process: tRNA 5'-leader removal. Gene Ontology annotation, molecular function: nucleic acid binding.